Messenger RNA from Rhizopus microsporus ATCC 52813, 1617 nucleotides. Its product is annotated as CRAL/TRIO domain-containing protein. The transcript has 4 exons. Lineage: Eukaryota; Fungi; Mucoromycota; Mucoromycetes; Mucorales; Rhizopodaceae. The coding region runs from base 62 to 1393 and encodes 443 amino acids. The record is from RefSeq and is a predicted model, not a curated record.
AAAGGAAAAGUACCCUUCUUUUUUCUUUUUUCUCCCCAUUAUUCUUGCUUACGUAUUCAACAUGUCCAAAGUCAUGGCCAAAGAUCUGUCUUUGGACAAUCGCAAACCAGGUCAUGCAGGCUCAUUAGACAAAGACCAAACCGAGAAAUUAAAGAAGUUUUGGUUACGCAUUUUUGCUUUAUUUGAACAAAAGGGUGACGAGAUACAGUUAGCUAAUACACAAGAGACAACAGCCAAAAAAAAUGGAAGUGGUUUUCUAGGUUUUGGCAAAAAAGAAGACAAGAAAGAUAGAGACUAUUUCUUAGGUACUACAUCGGAUCCUCGGUGGAAGAGCUUGCCACUAGACCAGGCGUUGCCUUUGAUACCUGGUUCAUUGCUUCGUCGAACCUUUUGGGGAUUAGUCGCUACAGAUAACCCAGACUCAACCCUUUUACGAUUUUUACGUGCACGCAAAUGGGAUUUGGAUGCGGCCUACCAUAUGUUGGCUAAUACUUUACGGUGGCGUCUAGAAAUGAGAACGGAUGAUAUUGUGGCGCUAGGUGAAACAGGGUUAAUUGAAGAAUUAGAGCGUUGCAAGAGUGGGUUAGGUACUACGUUCAAGGAGCUAUUGGGACGAAAACUAGUAACACUCGGUGGCCCUGAUAAUAACUAUCGUGGUAUAUGCUUUGUCAAUGUUCAGGUUUACCAUAAAGAAGAUCAACCACUGGAGCUUGCAAAACUGCUGACAGUUUACAUUAUGGAAACAGCUCGACUCAUAUGUGAUUAUCCUAUGGAGACUGUAUGCCUCGUGUUUAGUUUAGAGAAUUUUACAAUGGCUAAUAUGGACUUUGAUGCGGUUAAAUUCUUGGCUGAAUGCUUUCAAGCCUACUAUCCUGAGUCUCUCGGUUUAGCCUGUGUUCAUAAAGCACCUUGGAUAUUUUCUACAGUAUGGAAUUUAAUCACGCCCUUACUGGAUCCUGUUGUCGUCAGCAAGAUCGUGUUUACAAAGACUGCCCAAGACCUUGAACAGUACAUUCCAGCAGACAGUUUACCUUCGCUCAUUACUGGAGAUGCUAGCAAACUGUCCUUUGAUGAACGUACCACAGGGGGCGUGCCUAAACCUGGUCGAUUAUCAGUGCCUCCAGAUGAACCCAACGUUGAAGCCUACUGGAAAAAUGUGUCAGAGUAUGAGAAAAUGACGAUAGAAUGGGCAAAGAGUGAGAAUGAUGAUGCACUCGAGCGUUUAAAGCUUGGUCAGAACCACCGCGUGUGUCGCGUAAAGGCAGAAAAGUUACUACGAGGAGAGACAAGUUAUCAUACAAAGGGAAUGAUCCACAUAAACCAAGAUGAUAGACUGAUCAUUAGUUACAAGACAAAUCUAUGGGACUCACAGGAUAUAACAGAUUGGGUGUAAUAAAACGUAAUCUUGCCAAAAGUGGCUUGGUAAUAGAGACAAUGAUCUUGUUUUGUAUAGGUGGCUCUUUGAUAUUUUUGGCCACGAGGAUCACAAAUGGAUACUUAUUAAGGACUAUUGUGUGUGUUACACCUUUAGCUUCUUUAAGCAAAAAAAAAAGACGCAAUUGUUCAUAAACCCCCCACAAAAAGUAUGCAUGAUCUCCGCUCUUUUUUUUAUGUCUU